AUGGCAACCGUCGCUGUUCGAAGGCGCGACAGGAGAAGGAAGCUGAAACCCAAGCUGACGUUCGGCUCGACAAGCGGCGGUCCCAGUAGUUUGCCGUCCAACAUGAAGGCAAACCUACCGGAACUCUUUGCCCUUCUCAAGCUGCAGCACAAACCUGGCGUUGCAGGAAACGGAACAGAAGCAGCUGCUUCCGAACACUAUUUGAAAGGUGAGAUUCUGAAGACUUCAGAGACAACUGCGAGCGACAGCUGCAACGCUCAAUCAUUAUCGCAAAGCAUCAAGCCUAUGGGCACGCAGGAACUUGAGGCAAGCACGUCCAAUGUUGUCGAGGCGGGAACCAGCAUCAGUGGAGAGGAUCAAGUUUUCCCCAGUGAAGAGCCCAAGCCGAAGGCACCCACUGAGACGGAUGUAGUGGAUAUCGUGAGGCAGCUGCGAAAAGUGCUGCAGGAAAAAGGCCCGUCCCAGGAGAACGACCUAAUGGAAGCGCUGAGCCCUUCGCAGGCUCAGCUAAUACGCGAAGUAUACGGCUCCUUAACUGUCUUCCUGGACCGGCGUCCAGGAUUUGCAGUGGUGCACGAGGACUUAUACUCUUUUGUGUAUUACCAGGACCCUGAUGACGAAGAUGUAUGUGGCUCCAAACCCCUUCUCCAGGAUGGAGCUAACGUCGGGUCUACUUGUUUCAACGACAGCGGACAUCAGCACGUGGAGGCUGGUGACGGCGAAGCGCGGCGCGCGCGUGUCAACUCAUCGACCAGCAGCACUUACGAGUCAGCCAUCGAUGAAGAGGACAAGGAACAAGAACAGCACAAAUCAAAGGACGGCUCGAGCCAGGUACUUUCACCUCCUCGUUGUCUCUCACGCGCUCUGCAGCCGGUGCAGGAUACGUGCGAUGCCGUAGCCCAGACCCAAGGAUGGGACCCUGCCCAGUUCUCUGAGUUGGAGUCGACGCUGCGGAAGCGCGACGCAGAGAUUGCGGAGCUGAAAGAGAGGUUAGAAACUCUCCGUGAUAAUCAUGCCAGCGAGGUGCAGGAGCUUCGUGUGGAGAUUGACAAGCUUCUCCAGACACCUGCACCAGCUCCACCGCGGAGUGCGGCGGAGGCAAAGAACCGCACCGCCAAGAAGGAGUCGAAGCUCACCGGCACGAAUGGGGCAGGCGCACAGGUCAGCCCGCGGCCACAGAUGUAUCCAUUACCUCGUCCCAGGCCCGAGGAGAAAUCGCGCGCGUUUCCCAUUGAGCCAAAGCCCCGGCCACUUCCUUCGGCUGACAGAAAGUUCGGGAGGUGCGCAAAGCCGCCGCAAGUGCCAGAAUCCCAUGAAAUGCCCGACAGUAAGGAUGAGGUUGCAGCUCCACGCUCGGACGUCGAGUCCAUGUCGCCCAGCCAGGGAGAACCGCCGUCGAAGAGCAAGAUGGAGCAACAAAUCUCAAAAAUUGUACGUAUGGUGAAGAAGCGCAAGCCAGACUACACUGACGAAGAGAUCCGCAGGCGGGUGGACCACCUUCGCCGGUCACAAGGCGGUUUCUCUCGAAUGACCUUUAACGCCAUCGUUGCACUGUUUCUUGCCAACCUGAAAGCCGUGCCGGAAGAAAAUAGUUGAUAGCACGUGGAGACACCGCUUCUAUGAAAAAGAGCUCGGCACGCUAAGGCUACCUGGGCGCCGGCGCAUCAAGCCUGCCGCAUUUUUUCUCUUUCUUCCUCUUGUUUCAUUUUGUGCUGCCACAAUUUAAAGUAGUGUUACUUCGUCUUUUCCCUAUGCUCAUUGA
Dermacentor andersoni is the source of this 1762-nucleotide messenger RNA. The record is from RefSeq and is a predicted model, not a curated record. Lineage: Eukaryota; Metazoa; Arthropoda; Arachnida; Ixodida; Ixodidae.